Molecule: messenger RNA, 1439 nt
Organism: Linum tenue
Lineage: Eukaryota; Viridiplantae; Streptophyta; Magnoliopsida; Malpighiales; Linaceae
Source: the annotation of a GenBank genome assembly
CAGAUGGUCAAAGCAGACAAAACAGGCAGAGGAGAGAGAGAGAGAGAGAGUGCAAGUUGUUUAUUCUUUAUAUACGCAAAUUAAAAAUCCAAACUUUACCACUUUACUAGCAAAACCCUAGUCCCCGGCCGAGCUGGAGCUGCAGAGUCGUAAACUGAGGGAACCAUUACAUGGGUUCCGACGAGCGAUUAAAAUGGUUAAUACCCAUCGUCGCGGCCGCGGCCGCCGCCUUCGCCGCGAUGUCUAUUUAUCGUUGGCGGGAAAGAUUUAAAGAGCUGGAAUCAAAGGUGGAAGAGCUUCAGAAUGCUCUUGAAUCGUCGACUGAGAAAUCGGCCGCUGAGAGGCAAGGCCGAAUUCGCGCUCAACAGGCAUUGAGGAAAGCUCUAGCACAGCACAAGUCUGAGAAUUUGGAGCAGAGUUCUUAUCCAAUGAUGCCAAUUGGUACUGUCCAGUCUUGCUUCUCCACCAGAAAUGGAACUCCAAGGCAGCCUUUGGUAGUACCUCUAGCAAGGGCAUGCUUAAUGUUCAACCCAUCUAGGGUUCCACCAGCUUCACUAGAAGGUCUAACUGAGUAUUCUCAUUGCUGGAUAAUCUAUGUGUUUCACUUGAACACAGAUUUGGAUAAGUUGUGGAAGGAACCAUCUAGAUCAAAAUUUAAGGCCAAGGUUAGAGUGCCAAGGCUGAAAGGUGGUAGAAUGGGAGUGUUUGCUACCAGAACUCCUCAUCGACCUUGCCCCAUUGGCCUCACCGUUGCAAAGGUAGAAGCUGUACAAGGAAACAUGGUUCUGCUCUCUGGUGUGGAUCUAGUUGAUGGCACACCAGUUCUUGAUAUCAAACCUUAUCUCCCUUACUGUGACAGCAUCACCGAAGCAACAGUGCCGAAGUGGGUAAUGGAGGAUGGCAUGUUAGCAGUAACCUCAAUCAACUUCUCCGAGGGCUUUGCUUCAUCCCUCGAUGAUUGCUGGCGGAGAAUGGUGAGCUUCUGGGUCUCGGAUCAAACAGUUAUUGAGCUUCAUCAACUUCACCACUCAAUUCCUUCUUUCUCGUUUCCACUGCAGGGAAAGAAAUCGCUGUACUCAUCUGCAGCAGAGCUGCGACGCCUGAUCGAAGAGGUGCUCUCGUGGGACAUUCGCUCGGUCUCCCAACGAAACCAACCUCAUGAUGGAGCUACUGAGUUGCCAUCAAUUGCUGCUUCACCAGAUGAGGAGUUCAGUGAACAGCACAAUCACGAGGAUGAUGAUAUUGAUCCAGUUGGCUCAGGAGGCAUAGUCUAUCAUCUUCUCCUGGAGGGCGUCGAUAUUGCAUACAGGAUCGACGAUAACAGCAAUGUGAUUGUCGAGAAAGCUGUUGUGAAACCAUCAGACGGCAAUGACAGUGUCCCAAAUGGUGAUCGCCGAAAUCGUUCCAGUUACUCUAUGUGGGUAGACAACUUGGGUUAG